GGGUAGCGUUGAGAUUAUUAAUCCAAUGGACAUUAAUCCAAUUGGAUAGUGAAUACCACACUAAUUUAAUAGGAUUAUUAAUACUUCACUAUUAGUCUUGUGAAUCAAACAUGACCUUAGUGCCUUUGACUGCUUCUAAAACAGCACUUGUUCCCAAAUUUUAGCCAUCUUAAUCAGUUAGCUGGUUGGAAUUAAUGCAGUUACCAUUGGCCAGUGACGUUGACUUGGAAGCCAUUGCCUAUGUGACAGAAGGAUUUAGUGGAGCUGACCUCCAGGCUCUUCUAUCUGAUGCACAGCUUGCUGCGGUCCAUGACCUUCUAGACAGUGCAGAGAGCGACAAGCCUGGAAAAAUGCCAGUCAUCACGCGUAGUCUUCUGAAUUCUGUUGCUUCCAAGGCAAGACCAUCUGUGUCGGAAGCAGAAAAGCAGCGAUUAUAUGGCAUUUACAACCAGUUCUUGGAUUCAAAAAGAUCUGUUGCUGCACAGUCAAGAGAGGCAAAAGGCAAAAGAGCUACUCUAGCCUGAGAUUUGAAGCAGAGACUGCAGUGACGGAAUGUGGAGAGCAAAUGGGCAACACUAACAUUAUCAUUAGCCAACAUUGCCCAUUACUCGAGAAGUGGGGCCCGUCACUCAGUCAAACAAAGAGAGAGGGAGAGAGAGAGAGAGAGAGAGAGAGAGUCUGAUUUGGUGAUACAUUUUUUCCUAUUUGCUGCAGGUUUGCUCAGUUGAUCGGUGCUCUUAUUAUUUGCAAAUAAUAAGGAAGGCUUGAUGAUAGCCCUUCUGUGAACAUUUACUCUUACUUUAUGAGAAAGGCAACUUUUUCCUGUACCUACACUUCGGUGUUGUAAAAGUUAUAAUUUGAGAGAAAAAUAGCAAGGGUUCUGCUGGGUAGCUCAAAAGUUGCUAUCCCGAAUGGCUCGAAUUUGAAAAA
Messenger RNA from Camellia sinensis, 930 nucleotides. Lineage: Eukaryota; Viridiplantae; Streptophyta; Magnoliopsida; Ericales; Theaceae. The record is from RefSeq and is a predicted model, not a curated record.